Fomitiporia mediterranea MF3/22 is the source of this 633-nucleotide messenger RNA. RefSeq lists its product as uncharacterized. The record is from RefSeq and is a predicted model, not a curated record. The coding region runs from base 209 to 595 and encodes 128 amino acids. Lineage: Eukaryota; Fungi; Basidiomycota; Agaricomycetes; Hymenochaetales; Hymenochaetaceae. The transcript is spliced from 4 exons.
GACCGAAGGUGGCAAGUAUUUUGCAGUACGUCAAUACGCAAACAAACCCCAAAUCACGCUUCCCCAGAGCCGGUAUGUGUAACAGAUGACAAUAUGUGCUCCAAAAUCUCCAGACCACCUUAAUCGCUUAAUGCUCCUAUGGCGAACGCUCUGGAGGGCAGGAUGCUAUGUAUUGUGCUCAUCUGGACCGACGAUUAUACGGCACGAGAUGAGAACGUGUUCCAUGCUGGAAGUUGAUCCAUUCCUAGUUUCCUUUGCGCCACAAAACUCCGUGACUGGCUGUCACUUGCACAUGAGAGUAAUGCAUGAACACUAUGGUCCGGUACCCUUGUUUUCGCUUCUUUUCUUUGCAAAUCCGCAGAGAUCUGAGAUGAUGGAUUCGGAACCUCGUUCCCGUCGUCCGCUGCAUGGGAAAGCGUUAAUUUCCUGUGUCCAGAGCACCGGGGGCCAGCCGGAUGCUCGGGAUGAAUCUAUACAAAAUCCUCUCAUCUCGGAGGACGGCCCCAGUAAGGUAAGAACGGGAAGUCCGUCUGCCAAGACAAUGGAUCCUUCGGCGGUCCGCUGGGAAACUCUCCAACCGGUGGUUCUCCUAUGAGACAAUGGACGCGGAACAGUUGAUAUUCGUAGGCUUGC